AUGAAAUAUAGAACUGAAAUACAAUUAUCUAAUUAAUUAACACCUUAUUUAGCUAAAUUAUAAGAUAAACAAGAUAGAGUAUUAAGAUUACUUUUGAAAAAGAAUAACUAAUUAGAAUUUAAGUAAAUUAAAGUUGUGUAAAAAUAAACAUUAAAACAUAAGUCACAACAUCUUCAAUUACCAUAAAUUUAGAAUAAUGAUUUAAUUGAUAAUAAAGAAAGAAAAUAUCGAAAAUAUAAAAAUUUUUAUUAUUCAGAUUAAAAACAAUAAUAAUAAGAAUGCAAUUUAGAUUCAAGAGUUUAAGAAAUUUUAGAAAAAAUAUGUCAUGUAAGAAAAAAAUAAAUCAAUGAUUUAAGACCUGAAUCAAAUUUGAUGAAAAGAAAAGGUUAUUCAGUUGAUUUACAAAAAUAGCAUCCUCCUAUCUUAUAAUAAAGAUAAAGAAGUGUUUAACAUAAUUCUUUUAAUUACUUUUUAUAGCCUACUCAAUUAAAUUCUGAAUCAGAUUGGCUUGAAUUUGUAUUUGGUUGA
Messenger RNA from Paramecium sonneborni, 528 nucleotides. NCBI's taxonomy places the organism in Eukaryota, Ciliophora, Oligohymenophorea, Peniculida, Parameciidae. The record is from the annotation of a GenBank genome assembly.